Molecule: messenger RNA, 611 nt
Organism: Umbelopsis ramanniana AG
Lineage: Eukaryota; Fungi; Mucoromycota; Umbelopsidomycetes; Umbelopsidales; Umbelopsidaceae
Exons: 3
Coding region: 65-370 (101 amino acids)
Source: RefSeq, a predicted model, not a curated record
CACUUUUAACCUCUUGACGCGUAUUUUUUUUGACUCUCUCUUUUUGCUUCAUGUCAGAAACCCAAUGAAUUCACUUUCCCCAUAUCCAAACGGAGCGGCCAUGCAGCAGGGCAACCCCAUUCCUGCUGGAUUUACAAAGGAAAAACUCAAUGGCUUGGUACAGCGAGCAAAGAUGCUGCAAGCCCAAGGUGCCAAAGAGGAUAAUAAUCCAGAAUAUGCUCAGAUCAUGCUGUUCUUGAAGAAUUUGCAAAUGCAAUCCAGAAUGCACCAACAGAGACAGUCAAUGCCAGUCGCCCCUCAAGAACAACAACCAUCCCCACAAUCAUCCAUGCCAACAGGUACACAUACAUUACACGCAUGCCUUAUCUGACGACCACCCACCGCUUACACCCCACCCACUAAUAAUCCAGCUGCCAGAUCUUCUAUAUUCACUGAGACUCAGUUGGCUGCUUUGAAGUAUCAGAUUCUUGCCUUCAAGUUGAUAUCAAAAAACCUACCGUUGCCUCCAAAUUUGCAACAGGCUGUGUUAGCUACACCCAGUACCGAAAAUUUGACCGCGUCAAGAGACGGGCCCAAAGGACAAGAUGCUAGUCAACCGCAAACGCCUGCUA